AUUAUCUCGCAACUUCCUCCUCCACGCAACUGUGUCAGUUGAGAAGGGGCAUGUCGUUACCUGAAGUGAACUUAUCAAAACACACAUAGGCUACCAGACACACAGCGAUAUGUUGUCUUUGAAGCUAACACUUUGAAACAUGGGUGAUUCUUGCGCCAUCAGGCCCUCCGCCCUCCGCAGAAGGGCUACUUUCUCUGGGGUACGAAGCCUGACUGAGCAGCCGGCCAGCGACGGGUCUGCCACGGCGUGCAGUUCAGCGCUGACUGCGAGCAGCAGUAGAGAACCAGGCCAGCACAAUGGCUUGCAUACAACUCACUCCAAAUCAAAACACGAAAAGGUGGAAAAACGAAAACGAAGGAAUGACCACAGUGGCAGAUUGAGUUGUCACCAGCACCAGCAGUCCUUGCUGAGCUCGUCCAGUGGAUUCAGUAAUUAUCGCGGAAUCCUUAACUGGUGUGUGGUCAUGCUGGUCCUCAGCAACUCCCGCCUCUUCCUAGAAAACCUCUUAAAGUAUGGCAUCCUGGUGGACCCCAUUCAGGUGUUGUCCUUGUUUGUGAAGGACCCGUACAGUUGGCCCGCGGCCUGCCUAGUCAUCGUUUCCAAUGUAUUUAUACUGGCUGCACUCUACACAGAGAGACAACUGUCAAAGGGAUCCCUCAGUGAACAAGUGGGGCUUCUUGUCCACUCGGUCAACCUUUCAAUCAUCCUUUGCUUCCCUGCUGUUGUCGUCCUAUUGGUUCCCUCCAUAUCCCCAGUUGGCGGUGUGUUUGCGUUGGGAACCUACACCAUCCUCCUCCUGAAGCUGUACUCCUAUAAAGACGUCAACAGGUGGUGCAGAGAGCUGAGCAGCAUCAAGGUCAAGACACUGUCCAGAUCCAACUCCUGUCCCUCAGCCCCAACCGUGAUUGGCGGAGACCAGAUAGUCUGUUACCCCGGCAACCUGACCAUCAGAGAUCUGUACUACUUUGUGUUUGCUCCCACUCUGUGCUAUGAGCUCAACUUCCCUCGCUCGCCCAAGAUCCGCGUGAGUUUCCUGCUGAGGAGGCUGCUGGAGAUGCUCUUCCUCACCCAGAUGCUCGUUGCUCUGACUCAGCAGUGGAUGGUUCCAAUCAUCCAGAGCUCCAUGAAACCCCUGGAGGAGAUGGAUCUUUCCAGAAUGAUGGAGAGACUUCUGAGGCUGGCUGUUCCAAACCACUUGUUGUGGCUGAUGUUUUUCUACUGGUUCUUCCAUUCAUCGCUGAACUUCACCGCUGAGCUGCUGCGCUUCGGAGACAGGCAGUUUUACAAGGACUGGUGGAACGCUGAGACGGUGACAUACUUCUGGCAGAACUGGAACAUCCCUGUCCACAAGUGGUGUCUUCGACACUUCUAUUGUCCGCUGCUGAGGAAAGGCUUCAGCAAGAUGGUCAGCCAGUCAGCUGUCUUCUUCCUCUCUGCUUUCUUCCAUGAGUACCUGAUGAGUGUUCCUCUGAGGAUGUUCAGACUCUGGGCGUUCAUGGGAAUGAUGGCUCAGCUCCCAUUGGCUUGGCUCGUCACUCGCUUUCUGCGUGGUAACUAUGGAAACGCGGCAGUGUGGAUCUCACUCAUCAUUGGUCAACCCAUUGCAGUCCUGAUGUACGUCCAUGACUACUAUGUCUUACACAACGGACAAGAGAUUCACUGACCACACACACUCCAACACUCCCAUCCUUUUUACAGCUAACAAGACUCUGAAUAGGAAUGUUGAUAACUAAUGAUUUUCUACAACCUAAUGAAUGUCAAAUAUACAUGAAUGUAUAUUUGACAAAGCAAUACAAUCUAUGCCAUGUAUCAUGAAAGAGCAUUAUAAUGGUGAACUACUUCACUCCUUUACUCAGGUUUUAAAAUGUUUGACUAGAAGGGGAUUGGAUUACGUUUUUCAGUCAAUAAAUAUGUUCUCCGCCAUUUAACUGAUA
Gadus macrocephalus (Pacific cod) is the source of this 1934-nucleotide messenger RNA. RefSeq names its product diacylglycerol O-acyltransferase 1b (gene dgat1b). The transcript has 17 exons. Gene Ontology annotation, molecular function: diacylglycerol O-acyltransferase activity. NCBI's taxonomy places the organism in Eukaryota, Metazoa, Chordata, Actinopteri, Gadiformes, Gadidae. The record is from RefSeq and is a predicted model, not a curated record. The coding region runs from base 140 to 1663 and encodes 507 amino acids. Gene Ontology annotation, biological process: triglyceride biosynthetic process. Gene Ontology annotation, cellular component: endoplasmic reticulum membrane.